Ostertagia ostertagi is the source of this 1338-nucleotide messenger RNA. Lineage: Eukaryota; Metazoa; Nematoda; Chromadorea; Rhabditida; Trichostrongylidae. The record is from the annotation of a GenBank genome assembly.
AUGUUACACUUUUACAAGAUCUCAUCGAGUUCAAAUCAUUCACAUUCGCGGUGUGAGAUCCCGCGUGGGCGUGAUCGUUCCGACUUGAUAAACCUCUCUGAGUUAUUUCCACCAAGCGCUUCAGUUCACCCCAAGGGACAGCGAUUGUCAACACGGCUAUAUAUAGCUUCGGAGAAGUCGGCCGAACAUACGAUGGGGUCUCUAUAUCGUAGUGAGCCGAUGAAACUUUGUGAAAUGAUAUUGGUGAAGGAUGCUGCUUACGAUUGUGUCGGUGAACUUGGAAAAUACGGCAAUGUACAGUUCAAUGAUUUGAAUGCCAAUAAAAACAUCUUUCAAAGAACGUUUGUGAGAGAAGUGCGACGUUGCGAGGAACUCGAGAGGAAACUGAGAUUUCUCGAGCGGCAGGUGGUAGAAUGUGUACCAGGGAUACAGCUUUUACCUAUAGACGCUACUAUCAUCGAAACCCCGUCCCAAUUCGAAAUUAAUAACUUGGAGACUGAAGUAGACGAGCUAGAACUUGAUUUCGUCUCGCUGAAUAAAAAUGACAGCUACCUUAGGAAGAAUUUGAACGAAAUGCGAGAGUUUCAAUAUGUCCUUCAGCGUGUUGAACAGUUUUUUGAAGUGCACACUGAAGAUGAAGCAAUAAACAACAUCGAAGUACCAGAAACUGAGCAGGAAUCGCUACAGAAGUCCAUCAGCGCUGGAGGCAUGAUUUCCUGGUCCAGAAAUGACGUCCCACUUACACCUUUGCUCAGCGACGAGAAGGGAGAAAAUGCUUGGUUUGUGGCUGGUGUCAUGCCUCUCGACAAAAAGAACACUUUUGAACGAGUGCUUUGGCGAGCGUGUAGACGAACGGCCUUUGUGCGAAUCAGCGAUGUGACACUCACAUUGGAGGAUCCUGUUACACUCGCGCCCAUUAUAAAAUGUGUAUUUAUCGUAUUUUUCAAAGGAGAAAGCCUGAAGCUUAUCGUUGAUAAAGUAUGCGAUGGCUUCAAUGCUAGGCAGUACCCAUGCCCGAAAACAUCAAAGGAACGACAACAAGCACUUUUCGAGACUAUAGCUCGUAUCCAAGAUCUCAAAACUGUCAUCGAUAGCACGCAAGAGCAUCGAUUUCAAAUUCUGACAAACGUCGCUAAAGAUCUGCCGGGGUGGUUGAAGAAGGUGCACCUACAAAAGGCCAUUUACAGCACGUUGAAUAGGUUCACGGUAGACACAAAUGGUUUUUUGGCAGCUCAAUGCUGGAUUCCGGAAAGGGAAAUGGAUACUGUUCAUUUAGCGUUGUGUGAUGGAUUGGUUAGUUUUAUGCACCGUGCCUCUUUGACAGUUUUUUUUAAAUCC